AAAAACUGCUCCGUACACAUAAUUCGUUAUCUGCUGUUCUUACUAACAGACAAAUCAUCAUGAAGAGCUACCUGGUAAUUAUAUUAGUCAUCUACUGGAUGGGAACAGAAGCGGCUGAGGAAACAGGCGGAAGUUCCGCUGUGGCGGAAAACAAGGGAGGGACUGAUGAUAAGGCUACAGGAACAGUCGCAGCUGAGGAAACAGGCGGAAGUUCCGCUGUGGCGGAAAACAAGGAAGGGACUGACGAUAAGGCUACAAAAACUCAGGGGGUAAACCGAUAUUUAGUACCGGAUUUCAAAAAGAUGGCCGAGUUAAGGAAACAACAUUCGAAGACCGGGUCUGGAGCUUCCGACGUAUCUCCUUCAGGUGAAGAGGAAGUUAAAAGUGAUGACUCGACCUCCCCUCCUGCUGGCGACGCGCCUAAAUAGGGAGUCCUCGGAGCGCGCCUGUGAAUUGAAUCCAAACAAGAAAUGGCGAUCAUUGUUACAGGAAUAUUAAAAAUAUGUUUUUUCAAUAACUAAUGAUAACAUAAUAUCAAUAGUUUAUGAUUGGAUUUGAAAUUCAAGUAACAUUAGUUGUUAUAAGUUGUUGUAACGGCAUGUUUUAAUAAAUACUAUUGCUAUGAAAA
This is a messenger RNA of Macrosteles quadrilineatus (aster leafhopper), 628 nucleotides long. RefSeq lists its product as uncharacterized. The coding region runs from base 60 to 428 and encodes 122 amino acids. The transcript is spliced from 5 exons. The record is from RefSeq and is a predicted model, not a curated record. Lineage: Eukaryota; Metazoa; Arthropoda; Insecta; Hemiptera; Cicadellidae.